Zeugodacus cucurbitae (melon fly) is the source of this 2691-nucleotide messenger RNA. RefSeq names its product G protein alpha i subunit (gene Galphai). Gene Ontology annotation, molecular function: G protein-coupled receptor binding; GTPase activity; GTP binding. NCBI's taxonomy places the organism in Eukaryota, Metazoa, Arthropoda, Insecta, Diptera, Tephritidae. The coding region runs from base 586 to 1653 and encodes 355 amino acids. Gene Ontology annotation, biological process: adenylate cyclase-modulating G protein-coupled receptor signaling pathway. Gene Ontology annotation, cellular component: heterotrimeric G-protein complex. The record is from RefSeq and is a predicted model, not a curated record. The transcript is spliced from 5 exons.
UUCAACGCAAACAUUUGACCAAAUAGUAGUGUGGUGUGAAACUAGCGGAUGGAUUGAAAAUUUUAUUUGUGCGUGAAGAAGCAAAAGGAAUAUUCAAGUGGUGAAUCAUAAAUUACAAUCUGCACUGGCAAAUAAAGUAAUUGUGUGCAUUUGCAAUUGAAAAUAAAAAUUACAACAAAAUUCAAUAAGAAAGUGAAAACCUAAGGUGUUCAAUAGUGAAAUAUAGCAAAGUGCAGUUAAUUGGCUGGUUGAAGCACCAAGGAAAGUGGAUUUGCGCAGACGCGACAGUGAAAAAGAAAGGAAAAGAAUCAUCGCGUGCGUCCGUGAAAGAGCAGUUGGUGAACAAAAAAAAACUGACCAAAAAUCGACAAGUUUACACGCGAAGGCCUAAUUGCAAUUCGCAAUCCGUAACUGUGUUUUGUGAAUACUUGGUGGCUGGCGUAGUUCAACCAUAAAUCAUUUAUUUGUGAUCUCUGUGGUUUGCAUAGUUUCGGUGCAAAAUCCGUGGCUGUUGGUGAAGUGUAAAGUGUCACAUUAAAGUGCUACCAACUAGCAGAAAAAAAGUUAAAUAAAAUUCAAUAAAAAAUGGGUUGCGCUGUGAGUACGUCGCGCGAUAAGGAGGCGGUGGAACAUUCGAAGAACAUCGAUCGGGUGCUGCAAAGGGAUGCAGAGCGUGCGGCUGCAGAGGUGAAACUGCUGCUUUUGGGCGCCGGCGAAUCUGGUAAAUCCACCAUCGUCAAACAGAUGAAAAUUAUCCAUGACAAGGGCUACUCACAAGAAGAAUGCGAACAAUAUCGUCGCGUUGUCUACAGCAACACCAUACAGAGUAUGAUGGCCAUCAUACGUGCUAUGGGUCAUUUGAAGAUCGAUUUUGCGGAUCCAUCGAAAACGGAAAUUGCACGUCAAUUCUUCACAUAUGCCUCAACGGCGGAAGAGGGUAUACUACUGCCGGAAAUUGUGCUGCUCAUGAAGAAACUCUGGGCCGAUGCGGGUGUACAACAGUCUUUUUCACGUUCACGUGAAUAUCAGCUGAACGAUUCGGCUGCGUAUUAUCUGAAUCUGUUGGAUGAGAUCUCAAAGCCAAAUUACAUACCAACACUAGAGGAUGUCCUGCGGACACGCGUCAAGACCACCGGCAUUGUGGAGACACAAUUCUCAUGCAAAGGCAUGCAUUUCAAAAUGUUUGAUGUUGGUGGCCAACGCUCGGAACGCAAGAAAUGGAUUCACUGCUUCGAAGGUGUUACGGCGAUCAUAUUUUGUGUCGCAUUGUCGGGAUACGAUCUAGUACUUGCCGAAGACGAAGAAAUGAAUCGUAUGAUUGAAUCACUCAAAUUAUUCGAUUCGAUAUGCAAUUCCAAAUGGUUUGUGGAAACAUCAAUAAUAUUAUUCUUGAAUAAAAAGGAUUUAUUCGAAGAAAAAAUCAAAAGAUCUCCACUCACAAUCUGCUUUCCGGAAUAUACAGGUCCCAACACUUAUGAGGACGCCACCAAUUAUAUACGUAUAAAAUUCGAGAGUCUGAACAAGCGAAAAGACCAGAAAGAGAUUUAUACGCAUCUAACAUGUGCAACGGACACGAACAAUGUGCGCUUUGUUUUCGAUGCCGUCACCGAUGUUAUCAUUAAGAACAAUCUCAGAGAUUGUGGGCUUUUUUAAAAUUACACUAAAACUAAUUGAUACGUUUGCAUUUAAGUUAAUCUUUUCCACGCUACAUUUGCAUAUACGAAUGCCUACAACAUGAAUAUGUAUGUACGUAUGUAUUUGCGCAGUGCAUUUCGCUGGUGUAUCGCUGGUAUUCAUUAUAGAUCAUUGAUCCAUACAUUCCCAUGCCACUACACAUACCUAAGAUGUAGGUACUACAUAUAUUUACAAGGCAUAUGCGUUCAAGUAAUAACUUUUCCACUAGUAGUUUUGCUUUUGUAAAAUUUCAAGUUCACUGAAUAUUGCUGCAUAUGCACAAAUCAAAAAAAAAAGAAUAUAUAUUUACCGUUUGUGUUAGUAUUAUUAUGUAUAAAGCUACUUGAGAAUGCAAUUUGAAAUUUGUAGCUUGUGUUUAGUUAUGUAAGUAGGAAAAAAUAUUUGCAAAAUCUAAUUAUUACUCCACUGGAGUUGACAAUAAACUACUCUGGUCAAAUAGAAGAGUUUCAUAUGCGACAAAAUGUUAAUAUUUAUUGACUAAAAGAACUAAAAAGAAGUAUACUACUGAAACACAAAUUAUUUAAUUAUUAAUAAGAAGAUAAUUAUUUUACAUACAUAACUACUAAUUAAUAAUGUUUAACAGCACAAUUUUUAUAAAAGAAAAAAAAAAUGAAAACAAAUUUACAUGAACAAUAAUUAGUUAGUGUGUUUGAUAUAAGAAACUCUGUGCAUUCCAUUACAUUUCUCUACCAGUCCGUGAGAGCCUGAAAUGUGUCGAAUAUUAAUAUUUUCCGAACGAUAGCUUUUGUUUGUAAUUUGCAAUUUUUAAGCGCAGUAAUAAUUGCUGUCGAAAAAAGCAAUAAUUUUGUCAUGACAUUUUCAGUAAUGUGAUGUGUCUACUUGCUACUGCUACUAAUCGUAAUCAUAUUUAAUUAGGACAUAUUUUUUUACGAUAGUGAAAAAGAAAACGAUUUUUAUUUUGUAACUUUAGUUUUAAUGUACAAAAUAUUAUAUAAUAUAUUAAAAUAAAUUAUGCGAUAAACAACUAAAUUAGAA